GUCAUGUCAGGCGGCGUAGGGCCGACGUGCGGGGGCGGCAUCACGCUGCCGUCGACGGGCGCGCCGCUGCCCCCGCUGCACCCGACGCCGACGUCGCCGACGGCGCGGCCGCACCACCACUACUACCUCUUCUCCAUCAAGCAGCUCAACUCGUUCGGCGCCGCGGCCGUGCUCGCCUUCUCCACCACCGUGCCGCUCUCCGACAUCACCUUCGCCGUCCUCGUCAUCCCUUACAUCGUCCUCCUCUCCGUCCUCGCCUUCCCGCAGAGACCCGGCAAGCCCAACCCGGCCGCGCCGGUCUACCUCGGCCGCCGCCGCAUCCUCCUCAGGGCCCACGACGCGCUCGGCUUCCUCGUUGGCGCCGCGCUGCCAGCGCUCUACAUCCUCGACGGCCUCCGCACGGGUGACACGGCCGGUGUCGCCGCGGCCUCCCCGCACGCGUUCCUCCUCGCCGCUCAGAUCUUCACCGAGGGCCUCGCCGCCGCGUGGCCCGCGCGGUUCUCCCUCCCCGUGCGCGCCGCCGUGGUGGUGAUGUACAGCGCGCGGCGGAUGUUCGCGGCGUCGGAGUGGCUCAACCAGGAGAUGGAGAAGCGGGACCAGUUCGGCGGCGUCGGUGGCGCGCCGGCCGUGGCGCGCCGCAGGGUGGUCGCCGGCAGGGUGCUGGCCGUGGCGAACCUCGCCUUCUGGGGGGUCAACCUGUUCGCCUUCCUGCUGCCGUUCUACCUGCCCAAGGCGCUCAACAGAUACUACUGCGGCAGCGACAGCCAGGAAGACGACUCCGCCGCCAUUGACGUCGACGACGACGCCAACAAGAAGAAGGAUUCCUAGAGUGUUUAUUAAUCUCUUGAUGCUUUCUCACUACUCACUAGCUUUUGUGCUUGUGCAUCUUGGUGUAUUAGCUUUUUUCCUUUUUUUUUUUGGAAAAAUCACUUAUGUAUUAGCUCUUUUAUUUUUGUUGAAAAUUCACGCAUGUAUUGCUCUUUUUUUUUUUAGCUCGAACUUGCGUUUCUCUUGGG
Messenger RNA from Oryza brachyantha (malo sina), 1016 nucleotides. RefSeq lists its product as uncharacterized. The record is from RefSeq and is a predicted model, not a curated record. Bases 4 to 828 code for a protein of 274 amino acids. The transcript has a single exon. Lineage: Eukaryota; Viridiplantae; Streptophyta; Magnoliopsida; Poales; Poaceae.